Messenger RNA from Brenthis ino (lesser marbled fritillary), 405 nucleotides. Lineage: Eukaryota; Metazoa; Arthropoda; Insecta; Lepidoptera; Nymphalidae. The record is from the annotation of a GenBank genome assembly.
AUGUGCUUGGUUCGGGAUGUGUUCAGUCAGCGCCUAUCUGCUGUUUCUCCUGCUGCUAUCAGCUACGGUGCCGGUCUCUCGGGUUCCAGGGCUUGCGGUAUAGGAUCCGGAAUUUCUUCUAUUGGAGCGUAUGGUCUGGGUAGUGGUAUCGCAGCUUCUGGGGUUGGUCUAGGUGCAGGUCUGCUCGCUUCUGAGUCUGCCUAUGGUAUCUCUUCAGCAGCAGCUUACGGUGGCUCUGGCAUCGGUGAUGUAUUAGUGAUUGGGGAACUGCCCGUUGCUGGUUCCACACUGAUCGGUGGACAGGUGCCUAUUCUUGGGGCUGUUCGUUUCGAAGGAGUUCUCCCUGCUGCUGGUUCGGUUUCCAUUGCUGGCAGUUGCGGUUGCGGGUGCAAUGGUUACGUUUAC